AUGGUUGGAGCAUGUGGAAUAAAGAAGGCAUGGGCACAUAUCCAUGGUGAAGCCUCAUACGGAAUGGUUACAGAUUUCUCCUACUUACUUGGGUACUGUGAUGGCUCAUUUUCAGUGGCUGUGUGGCGUCCAGCAAAGUUAGGUUCCGAUGAUCUGAGCUGUGCAUUCCGAUUAGACGUUAUGAGUGCCGGUUCAGAAGACAUUGUUAAAGCGCUGUCUGGGUGA
Molecule: messenger RNA, 225 nt
Organism: Angiostrongylus costaricensis
Lineage: Eukaryota; Metazoa; Nematoda; Chromadorea; Rhabditida; Metastrongylidae
Source: the annotation of a GenBank genome assembly